Messenger RNA from Camellia sinensis, 2511 nucleotides. Lineage: Eukaryota; Viridiplantae; Streptophyta; Magnoliopsida; Ericales; Theaceae. The record is from RefSeq and is a predicted model, not a curated record.
AUGAGCUUUUUGGACGGUUAUAGCGGCUAUCAUCAGAUACCACUGUUCGGUCCGGAUCAAGAAAAGACAGCAUUUAUCACUCCGAGAGGAACUUACUGCUACAAAGUGAUACCGUUCGGCCUCAAGAAUGCCGGGGCAACCUACCAACGGAUGAUCACUCGGAUGUUCAAAGACCAACUCGGGAAAACCAUGGAAGCUUAUAUAGAUGAUAUGGUAGUAAAGAGCAAGUUCGCUACAGACCACCUUACAGACUUGAGAGAAGUUUUUGGCAUCUUGAAAAACCAUCAACUUCGCCUCAAUGCCUCGAAAUGCGCUUUCGGGGUAGGAACAGGGAAGUUCUUGGGAUAUAUGGUCACUCACAGAGGAAUCGAGGCGAAUCCGGACCAAAUAAAAGCAAUACAAGAUCUUGAAGUACUAACAAAGGCUAAAGAGCUGCAGAAACUGGCUGGCAUGGCGGCCGCACUGAAUCAGUUCAUCAGCAAAUCUUCAGAUCGGAUGAAGCCCUUCUUCCAGCUUUUGAGGAAAAUGGCAGAAUUUGAAUGGAGUUGCGAGUGUAUCGAAGCACUGCAAAGUCUCAAAAGAUACCUCAGCAUACCUCCUCUUCUAUCCACUCCAGAACCAGGAGAGGAGCUCAAGACUUUACUAGAUGCCGAGACACGGUAUCUACCAUUGGAAAAGUUAGCUUACGUCCUGCUUAUCGCCUCGAGGAAGCUACAGCAUUACUUCCAGGGGCAUACCAUCAAUGUCCUCACUGAAUUCCCCCUCAGAUCUGUAUUUAGCCGGGCCGAUUUCUCUGGUCGAAUAGCAAAAUGGGCGGUAGAACUUGGCGAGUUUGACAUUCGGUAUCAACCCGGGACAGCAAUUAAGGCCCAGGUCUUAGCAGAUUUCGUCGUAGAAUUUGCUCCCACCCAGAGUACCGAACCAAGGAAUCCUAGUUUGGCACAGGUGCCACGUAUCACCGAACAAGGAAAGCCCUGCGCUUCGGAAGCCUGGAAACUCUUCAUUGGAAACAUCUUCCAGCUCUAUGUUGACGGGUCGUUCAAUAAUCGAGGUUCGGGGACAGGAGUAGUACUUAUCUCACCAGAAGGAUUUAUCUGGGAACAGACUCUCAGGCUCGGUUGGAAGGCUUCGAACAACGAGGCAGAGUACGAAGCGUUGUUGGUUGGCUUACGCAGUGCCGAACACUUCAGUGCAGAGCAGCUUCUUGUUUUCAGCGAUUCACAGCUAGUGGUAAACCAGCUUUCUGGGGUCUUUGAAACGCAGGAUGAAAGAAUGGCCAUGUACGCAGGCAAGGCCAAAGACUUACUCAAAAAUUUUCAAUCCAUACGAGUGGAACGAAUUAGUCGGGACAAAAACAGCCAUGCUGAUGCUUUGGUUUGUCUUGACUCAUCAGUGGAUACUAAAGAUGCCAGAAAAGUUUGGGUUGAGUUCGUGCCAGAACCAAGCAUUGCAUCUCCAGUCCUCUGCAGCAGCUUAGAGUCGAGCUGGAUGGGUCCAAUACUUGCUUUUCUAAAAUCUGGUACUCUCCCCGAAGACAAAAAGGAAGCUAACAAAGUCAGACAUAAGUCAGCUCGGUUUUGUAUCUCACCAUCCGGGAAGCUGUACAGACGCUCCUCUCUUGGCCCUUAUCUUCUAUGCGUGCAUCCAAAUCUGGUCGAGAAUGUUCUCUACGAAAUUCACGAUGGGAUUUGUGGAUGCCACGGUUUGGAUAUUAUCGGACCAUUGGCGCGAGGCACUGGGAACAGGCGAUUCUUCAUUGCUGCAACCGACUAUUUUACUAAGUGGGUUGAAGUCGAGGCAUUGGCAAGUCUCAAAGAAGCGGAUACAAAGUGGUUUGUCAUGAGAAACGUGGUGGUGCGUUUCGACAUCCCGCGGGUACUGAUUGCGGAUAAUGGAACGCAGUUCGAAGGUAAGAUCUUCAGAAAGUUUUGUGCCGACCUCAGGAUCGAGUAUAGGAACUCUUCUCCAGGGUACCCGCAAAGCAAUGGACAGGCAGAAGCGUCAAACAAAACCAUCAUCAACGGAGUAAAGAAGCGGCUUGAGCAUGCCAAGGGAAAAUGGGUUGAAGAGUUACCCCACGUGCUAUGGGCAUACCGAACCACAGCACGGCGCUCAACGGGGGAAACACCUUACUCCCUAACUUAUGGAAUGGAGGCCGUCAUCCCAGUCGAAGUAGUUCUCCCAAGCCUUCGGUUUGAAUUAUUUGAGAACACCAGUAAUGAGGAAGCUAUUGCACAAACACUGGAUAUGGCAGAGGGCCGAAGAGAAGCAGCACUGACUAGACUUGUAGGGUACCAGCAGCAGCUCAUCAAGAGUUUCAACCAAAAAGUUUUUCCAAGGCAAUUUACACCAGGAGAACUGGUUUUGAGGAAAGUUAUGGAUCACAAAAGGGUGCUUGGCGAGGGGAAACUUGGGCCUAACUGGGAGGGUCCCUACAAAGUCACAGUUAUUGUUAGAAAUGGAGUUUACUACCUAAAGGAUCUGAAAGGCAGAGCUAUACCUCGGCCCUAG